CAUAAACAAGAGCCCUAGCAUUGUUUGCAGCUAUAAAUAAUCUGCGUUCCGCUAAUUCAUCUCCCCCGCACACCCCUCAACCAAAAUUACCUCCUUAAAUUCCCCUUCCCCUCCUCUCCUCUCCCAAUCUCCGUUCUUCACCUUCAUUACACACUGUUUGUGUUUCUUGUUUGUUCUUCUCUUUUUCUUUAUUUCUCCACUUCAAGAACGCCAAGAAACGCUUCAUACAAAGGUUUUUUUUCGCUCGAUUAGCGUCUGUAUUGCAGCGUAAUCCCUGAUCAAAACCAAGAAAGGGUGAAUGUUGUAAUGGAGAGUAAAGGUGGUAAGAAGAAAUCCAGCAGUAAUAGUAGUAGAAUCCAAUACGAAGCUCCCCUCGGUUACAUCAUCGAAGACGUUCGUCCCAACGGUGGCAUUGAGAAAUUCCGUUCUGCUGCUUACUCCAACUGCCAGAGGAAGCCAUCCUGAUAACCCUUUACAAGAACAUGGACGCUUCUGUAGAGUAGGAAAUUUCUGAUUCUUUUUGGUUUUUUUCAAAGUUUUUUCUUAAAUCAAAUAAAGCCUUUUUUCGUUUUCUGUCAAAUUACUGCUAGCUUUCUUCGAUCAUUCGUUCCUUAGUUCAUCUUUCUGCUACUGUUCCAUUGCUGCAAUGGCUGUUUCACCCAUCGGUUUCGAGGGCUUCGAGAAACGUCUCGAGAUCACCUUCUCCGAGCCUGCCAUGUUCUUAGAUCCAAACGGGCUGGGCCUACGGUCCCUGAACCGGGCUCAGAUUGACUCCAUUCUCGAGCCCGCUUGCUGCACCAUUGUUUCACAGCUCUCCAACUCUGAGGUGGACUCCUACGUUCUAUCCGAGUCCAGCCUCUUCAUUUACCCUCUCAAGAUUGUUAUGAAGACGUGUGGGACUACGAAGCUCUUGCACUCCAUCCCACAAAUCUUGGAACUCGCCGGUUCAAUCUCCCUCGCCGUCCGAUCGGUUCGCUACUCGCGCGGAACCUUCAUUUUUGAGAAUGCCCAGCCUGCGCCUCACCGGAGCUUCACUGAAGAGGUGGAUUUCCUCAACUCCUAUUUCAAGAACGGGAGCGGCUAUUUACUCGGCGAUCCCAGUUUCCCGAAUCGGAACUGGCAUGUCUACGUGGCCGAGGUGGAAUCUGAGAAGGCCGUGGCGGAUCCAACGGUUGGGGUUAACUUGGAGAUGUGCAUGACUGGGUUGGACCGCGAAAAGGCCGCUGUGUUUUUCAAGAACCCGGGGACUGAUGGUGAAAUGACUAAAACGUCAGGAAUAAAUGAGAUAAUUCCUAGCCACGAGAUUUGCGACUUUGAGUUUGAGCCGUGUGGAUACUCAAUGAACGCGAUUGAGGGUGCAUCUUACUCUACUGUGCACGUUACCCCGGAGGACGGGUUCAGCUAUGCCAGCUACGAGGCUAUGGGGUUGGACUUUGGGUCGGUCGAGCUCCGGCCGUUGAUAGGGAGGGUUCUUAGGUGUUUCAGGCCGAAGGAGUUUAGUGUGGCGAUCACGUGCCCCAACGGUAGCCUGCCUGAGGAAUGUGGUGAUGUGGAGGGUUACGCGUUGGAGAGUGCGGUGGUUAAGCCGUUAUCGAGCAGCACUUGUGUGAUUUAUUGGUGUUUCACGGCUGGGGGAAGAGUCGAAGGACCAAGUUGGCCAUGCAGUGCAGGGAGGAGGAGGCGGAGAUGGGUGGCGCAGGGGUGGCGAUUUCUUGCGUGGGAUCAUGUUAGGUUUAUAAGAUUUCUCGUCUCAUCGGCAUUUUGA
Sesamum indicum (sesame) is the source of this 1765-nucleotide messenger RNA. RefSeq names its product S-adenosylmethionine decarboxylase proenzyme. Lineage: Eukaryota; Viridiplantae; Streptophyta; Magnoliopsida; Lamiales; Pedaliaceae. Gene Ontology annotation, cellular component: cytosol. The record is from RefSeq and is a predicted model, not a curated record. Gene Ontology annotation, biological process: spermidine biosynthetic process; spermine biosynthetic process. Gene Ontology annotation, molecular function: adenosylmethionine decarboxylase activity.